GGCAAUCUGGGUGACUAUGUGUGGAACCAGCGGUCGCUGGAUGAUGUCAUCACGCAGCUGAUGGAGCAGAACCAGAGCGCCCAUGCACCGCCGCCGGCUAGCGAGGACGCGAUCAAGGAACUGAGGCUGCGGGCGGUGACGGGCGAGGAGGCUGGGCGCAAGGAGGACUGCAGUAUCUGCCAGGACGAGUACAAGCAGGGAGAGGAGGUCGUUGAGUUGCCGUGCAAGCAUCUGUUUCAUGACGAAUGCAUUAAACACUGGCUGAAUGUCAACGGGACCUGCCCCAUUUGCCGUGCUGGGAUU
Linderina pennispora is the source of this 303-nucleotide messenger RNA. RefSeq lists its product as uncharacterized. NCBI's taxonomy places the organism in Eukaryota, Fungi, Kickxellomycota, Kickxellomycetes, Kickxellales, Kickxellaceae. The record is from RefSeq and is a predicted model, not a curated record. The annotation marks the transcript as partial. The transcript has a single exon. Gene Ontology annotation, molecular function: zinc ion binding. Gene Ontology annotation, cellular component: cytoplasm; nucleoplasm.